GGCAGCGUUACCUAGCAACGGGACAGUUUCCGCCCGUAAACUUUCUGUGAUUUUUCCAGAAACGAUGCCCAAAAAUACAGGCAAGAAAAGCGGUAAAAAUGACAGUAAAGCCAAGAAGAAGUCGAGUUCUGUGACUCGGGAGGAAAAAAGCGUUUCGGACGAGACAGAAAAGGGUUUCUUUCUGGCUCAGAUCGAAUAUUUGACCGUGGAGUCGGAAAAGUUUCAGAAGAAAUGCGAGGAGCUCGAGAAGCAGAACCAACUUUUAAUCUCUCAGUUUAGCUCACUGAGAAACGAGAAGAAGGACAUCACAGAUUAUCUGAAACACUCCCUUCUGGAGAAGGAGGAGGAGCUGGAUCGGCUGUCCGAGCGGCUGCAGAAUCAGCGGGAAGCUGCGGAUCAGAACCGGAGCGCUCAGCAGCUAAAACACGAUCAGCUGAUGGCGGCGCUCCAAGAACAAAUUCGGGAACUCCAGGAACAGAACAGGAAGCUUGUCGGAAAUCUAACAGAUCUGGACGAGUUUGAGAGGCAGAAAGAGGAUCUGAUGACCAACUUGGAUCAUCUGGAGAAGAAGCUGGAGCAUCAGGAGGAGGAGCAUAGAAACCAGAUCCAUGACCUGGAGAUGAAACUUCUGCUGGAGAAGAAAAGACUCGGGGAGGAAAUGGAGACUUGCACCUUGGCCAUGGAAGCAAAGGUUCAGCACCUGGUGGACCAGAACCUCCCUGAGAGGGCCCGGUCGGUGCUGCAGGAGAACGCAGAGAUGAAAGCCUGCUUCAGCAAGCUGUCUGAGCAGUUCAAGGUUCUGAUGGAGGAGAACUCCGCCCUGCGGGAGCGGAAGCAUCAGCUGAGCAUUGAUGUGGAAAUCCAGGAGGAAAUGAUCCGUGAGAUGUCCAGGAUGAGCUGCCUCCAGAGGAAGCAGGUGCAGCAGCUUCAGGAGGAGCUGAAGAACAAACACCAGAACCUGGAGCAGCUGCAGAAGGAACACUCCCAGGUUCUGGCUGAGAUGGAGGCUCUCAGAGCGGAAAACCCAGAUCCAGGAUCCACUUCCAAGAUUCAGCAGGAAUACCACAGAGCAGGUGGCACCAGCUCCGUGUCCCGCCCAACACCUAAACCCAAAAGCACGUCCUGCAGGACCAGAGCAGGAUCCAGCCACACCUCUGUUCCUCAUUACAGGAAACCCGUCAGCCAGGAAUCAUCCAUGAAGCAAAGCCGCUCCGCCACGGGAUUUCUGACAUCCCAACAGUUAUUCAACAAACUCAGCUGGUCCUGAUGCGAUCGUUCAUUCCCAUCCAUCCAUCCAUCCCUCCCUCCCUC
This is a messenger RNA of Nothobranchius furzeri (turquoise killifish), 1311 nucleotides long. RefSeq names its product cilia and flagella associated protein 157 (gene cfap157). The record is from RefSeq and is a predicted model, not a curated record. Lineage: Eukaryota; Metazoa; Chordata; Actinopteri; Cyprinodontiformes; Nothobranchiidae. Gene Ontology annotation, molecular function: microtubule binding. Gene Ontology annotation, cellular component: cilium; ciliary basal body.